Emiliania huxleyi CCMP1516 is the source of this 744-nucleotide messenger RNA. RefSeq lists its product as hypothetical. Bases 1 to 744 code for a protein of 247 amino acids. The record is from RefSeq and is a predicted model, not a curated record. NCBI's taxonomy places the organism in Eukaryota, Haptophyta, Isochrysidales, Noelaerhabdaceae. The transcript has 3 exons.
AUGGUGAGCCUGGCCGGCGAUGGCAGCGGCCUGCUCAGCGAUCUUGGUCUUGGCCACCUCGAAGUCCUGCGAACGAUGGGGGCUGCUGUGAGGCGCAAGCUCUCACAGGCGUGGAAAGAGCGUGCGAGCCGCCUUGCGCGGCUCGGGCUGGCCGUCCCCGAUGCUGGAAUCGCUCGCCGGAGCUCGCUCGCUGCUGCUACGGCGGCGGCAGCGACGGCGACUGCCGGCUGCCGGCUCCCGGCCGCCGGCUGCCGGCCGCCGGCUGCCGGCUGCUGCCGGCUGACGGCUGACGGCUGCGGCGAACGGCGACGGCUCGGUUGGGAGAGGAAGAGCAAGGGCGAGAGGGGGCAGGGAACGGGUCGAUGGCAUACUAGGGGGGGCAGGGUGGUGGGCGGCGACCGCCGCAUACCGUCCUAUGGCGGCGAGUAUCGCUACGCCAGGGAGGACAAGGACGUCGACGUGCGGCUGCUGCUGUUCGAGUCGUUCGGUGGGUUUGGGAAGGGGAUCGGCGAGAUCCUCUGGGGGGCGGCGAACGUGCUGCAGAACAAGCUGACGCGGGCCCAGUACCUCGAUGAGGUGACUUGGACCACCAAGAGCUGGCUGGGGCUGCAGAAGCAGCGCAUCUCGGUCGUUCUUCACACGGCCAUCGGCAUCGCAGAGCAGAUUGUGAAUGAGCUUGCCAGCGGCGAGGGCGGUCGGGUGCACGGAGCUAAGUGCCUCGCCGUCCUCGCGGGAGUCGCUUAG